This is a messenger RNA of Caenorhabditis auriculariae, 7913 nucleotides long. Lineage: Eukaryota; Metazoa; Nematoda; Chromadorea; Rhabditida; Rhabditidae. The record is from the annotation of a GenBank genome assembly.
AUGGGGUCGUACGACGAUGGCAAUAGGUUGGUCAUCUAUUUUUAAUAGAUAAUUAUGUGAUAACGGGGAUUAGAUCCGAUUCGCCGGCGGAAGACGACGAUUCCGUUCAUCGAAUCCUCGAUCACAGCAGGAUUUUCGACUGCAACGACGAUGAUAUCGGUACUUUUUGUGAAGUGCUCUUGAAAAAAUUCAUCCACUCUAAGUUUGAAUAGAUUGGGAUUUGAAGCAUAUCUCAUCAAAAUAAGCGGACGAAUUUCUGAAAAUAAGAGUCUCACUUGCUUCUGAAGCUGUUUUUACUCAAGUUUACUCUGCUCAAUUGCUAAUUUUACUGCUUUUUAAGUGGAAAUAUUUGAAAAUGACCAGAUUUGAGUAAAGAGCCGAAUUUUUAAACUUUUUUGGUAUAAUAAACUUAAAAUUUUCGUUUUUUGAAUUUUCGGAUGGAAUAUCAGAUUGGCUUGUUAAAAAAAGAAGAAAAAAGUCGAUUUUUUCACUCGAUAUAUAAAAAAGAGUUUGAAAUCAAAUUUUGUGUUAUUUUUCAUGCCGAAGAUCCGUAAAUUUUGAAUUUUGAGUUUUUUUAGCAUGCUGUCAUUGACAAACGAGGAGAGAAGCUACUUUUCCUUCCUUUUUUUAGGAAAAAAUAGUACCAAGUACGAAUCAAGUUUGUCAAAAAAUUAUGAAAAACAUAUUAAGUUUGACACAGGGUAAGAGCUCCGAAACAUCUUCCGAUUUCCUUCACAAAAAGAAAGUUUCAGAUUGAAAAGAUAACAAUUGAGGUGAUAUGAAAAUUGGUGUUUUAUUGAUGAAACUAGAACAUUUUGAAAUAAUUUAACAACGAUAAAAAAACUAUCAAUAUUGAAAUUUCCGUUUCCAGCGAUGAGAGUUGGCGCGGAACGAUCUCGUCUCCUGUUCGACCAGGUUUCCCACCACGAAAUGAUGGCCUUCCCAGAACUUUGGAGCUCUCGCAGCGCCAUCCAAGUCUACCUCUUCAUCCGCAACACGGCUGUUUGUCCCAUUUCCUACGGAGUUCCCAAAUUCUCUGUUGUUUCAGUUGAGACAAUGGCUCGCCGACCCUCUCAACGAGUUCGGAUUGGCGGAUCUCCGCUCCGAAAUCCCGCCUCCUUUCAAUUGUAGUUUGUCUCUCAGAAAAUCGAUAUAUAGAAUCUUUACAGCUGAUCCCAACCUGAUCGCGCGGAUUCACGCUUAUCUGCAACGACAUGGGCUUAUCAAUUUCGGUCGAUAUGUUAGAACAACAGGUUUUUCGAUCUUUAAAAUUAUACGAAAGUGUUUCGAGGAAUCCUAGAAGGCUUUUCAGAGAGUGGAAUUUUUGACCGAGUAAGGCUUGCAGAUAUUUUUUAAAAUUCAUGUGCAGAGUUUUUUGUAACUCUAAAUUAUUCUGUUCUUAAUGAACAAGACAGAAAUCCAUUCUAACUACUCAUUUUUCUAUAUUAUGCAGCGGAUAAACUUCUCAUUGAUAAAGUUAGCCAGUGAGGAAUUUUAGCUCCACCUGUUCUACCGCAAGAAGAGAAGAAAAAGGUGAUUGUCAUCGGUGCCGGGGCGGCUGGUCUUUCAGCCGCCACACAGCUCAUUUCCUUCGGGUUCGACGUUACGAUCGUCGAAGGAAGGGUGGGUUUUGAUAAUGCAUGGGCCGAUACAGAGCUCAAGCUCUCCGUAACAGGGUUGGCUCACAAAAUCUCUGAAAAAUUAGUGAUAAACUUAACUUUCAACCUAUGGAAAGUAGUUUCCACAAUUCAUAAAAACGAAUUUUAACCUCGGUAGGGAUUACUGACUUCAUUUUAAGAAGACUGCAGAAGGGGCUUUCGGCUUAUAAAUGUGCCCAUGGUUUUGAUAGAAGGUGUUGAUACUUGAUAGCCAAAAUUGUCCAUGAAAGAUAACUCAACACUUAUAAUGAUCAUGAAAACUUUUUACUUGUUUAUUAAAAAUUGAAAUUUUUUGGAAUUUCUCUUCUUUUUUUUACUUCCUUCAUUUUUUGGUUUUUCUCUUCUAUACCUCCUCAAUUUUGUCUUUGAAAAUCCGUAAAUGUUUCUCUACAGAAUCGAAUCGGCGGACGAGUUUCAACAAUCAACGCUGACAACGAUAUUAUGGAGACGGGCGCCGAGACGAUUUAUUCUUUCCGUACGUGUUUUACAGAUGAAUUUGUAAGAUAUAUGAAAAAAAUCCGAAUUUGUGAAGCAAAAAAACAUUCUGAAAUCUGCAAUUUAAGAGUUUUUGAAAAGUUCAAAGUUUUUUUAUUUCCAAAAAAAUCCUUCAAAGUCUUGUUAAAAAUAAAAGAAUAUGAAAAUUUGUUCGCGAUUUUUUCGUUGAAGGAAAAAAGCUCAUUUUUAACUUUGUCAGGCUCAAAUCCAUUGUCCGUUUUGGUGCAGCAACUGAACGUUGAGCCGAUCGUGGUGAACCAGUCGUUCACCCUGUACGACAACGGCAAGCAGGUCGAUGACACCAGCGACCGGAUCAUCGAGAAGUGCUACUGGUCGGUAGAGAGCGUCUGGAAACUGGAAGAUCCGCAAGAAUUUUCAGGGAACUUCGCGGGACCGUCGAUCAUCUCUCCCACAACAAGGCGGUCAAGGGCAAACGAAUGUCGCGGCUCGAAGUUUUCGAGGUCUUACUCAGGUACUCGACUUUCUAGUUUCUUGAUAAGUUUCUGUAUUUACUAAAAAGUAGUUUCGACUGGUCAUUUGGGUUAUUUAAAAUUUGAAUAAACUCUGAAAAAAUAUACUUUGAUUUAGGGGAAAAAAAUUCCUUUAAAUUUCGUCUUUUCAGUAAAUUUAUAGCCUCAGAGACUUCAUAAGAUGUUUAAGAACAGAAUAAUUUUUGAAAAAUUUUUCUAAAUUUAGUAUCAGAAGGCCUCUAUUGAAAUCUCUAUGAAGUUUUAUAAAAAUAAUUGAUUCGAUCAAAAAAAUCCUUUAGUGAUACAAGAAACGAGUGCAACUUUCGUAUUUUUUUGAGGUGCCUUCAUUCCAAACUACAAAAUUUUCCCACAGUAAUUUAUUUAUGUGUAAGUGUGAUCUAUAGAUUUAGUGAAGAAAAAUGAGAGUUUUUUUAGUGUUUUUUUGAAGCACCUUCACUUGCCUAAAAAAAGUGAAAUCUUAAAAAAAUAAUUAUGUAAAAUUUUAUCCAAUCUCAACCUUGUAAAAAACACGAAUUUCCAGUCAAAUGCAACAUCAGACGCUGAAAAACCUCGAAAAGUACUGGACUGUAUAUAACGAACUGCUGCAAAGUCGUGUCAACAUUUACAAAGAGGUUUCCCCCGCCGAAAAGUCGUGAUUGACUGUUUUGCUUUUCAGUACGAAGUAUAUGAGAAGAUCGUCCGGAACUUGGAAGCUGAGCUGGCAAGAACGGCUCCACCCGACUCCGACGUGUCGAAGGCCGACGUACGCGACGCGACACAGCGUACCGAUGACGUCAUGCGACGCUGCAUCCGACGCGACUACUCCUUGGCCCUUCAGGUUCGUCUCGUCUUCCGAAGAACAGAAGGCGAAAUUCUUGACUAGAGAUGGAGGUAUUAAGGGGCAGCCAAACGCCGGCCUCUGCAUUUUCACUAGAGAUAACUGCCUAGUUCGACGCGAGAUAAAAGCGAUGUCGCUGGUGGCGAAUUGAAGACCUAGAAAUGCUGCUUUCUAGCCGUGUCGGUCUUGCGUUUCCCUCGGCGCUGUAUCGCAUUUUCCUAUGAGCGAUCGCCAGGCUUGUGAGAGGGCCGGCCCGUCACCCUCCCGGCCCCUGACCAUUUUGUAAGCCCGGCCCGGCCCGGCCUUACCGGGGCCUCAAGAAAAAUGGCCCGCCCGGCCCAAAACGCGCAAUUUUUUUCUAGUCGGAUAUCAAGUUUUUUUACGACAAAAAUUACGUUUUUGCCCAUGUUUUCACUUAAAGUUUAACAAAAAAACUAUGAUUUCAAAAAGUAAAAAGUAACAUUUCGGUGAAAAUAUUUUAAAUCAAUUUUUUUAGGUUUGUUUUGAAGCCCGGGCCGCCCGGCCAGACGCACAAACCUGGCGAUCGCGAAUUUUGCAAACUCUAAAAUUUUUUUCUUAAGUGCGUGAAAAAGCGAGAGAAACGCGAUAUCGUGCUGAGUAAAAGGCAAGUCUGGCUCGGCGAUAAAUUAAUUCAUUUGUGAUAACCUAUUAAUCGCCACCGAAAUCGCUUAUCUCUCGCGACAGACCUGGCUGUUAUUUUUAAUGUGUCUUCUUGACUCCUUCGGUUAAUCAAUUCCUUGUUUAAUGAUAGUUUAUUCACUGCCAUUAUUUACCGUCAGAAAAUAUAGAAGAUAAAACAAAAAUAAAAUAAAAGUGUGUAUUUUAAAGCCGAUUUCAACAAGAAAGACAUUUUCAGAGGCUCGAGAAGGAAGCCGCGCAAGUGGAGAACAUUGAAAUAACGCUCCAAAAUUACAAGAAACAGACGCCGGGGUAUUUUUUUGAUAAAUGCGAGAUUUUUAAUAAUUUUCAAAUGCAGUAACCACUACAUGCUUGCUCACCACUAUCGCCAUCUCAAUUUUUAUCUCGCCCACGAGGUUUUUUCCUUUCUUUUGUUUUCUUCACUAAAAAAUUAUUCUAAGGAGUACGCCUAUGGUGCUCCACUUCACAAGGUGCAGGUCGGGUGCAGCGACAUGCGGCAAAAGUCGAGUGGCCUGAGUAUUCGACGUGAGAGUUUAUAACUUUUUAUAAUUGCGAAGAAAAUAAUUUUUCAACUUUUUUUUGCUUUGAUUUUUUUGAUCUUUUUGAGAGAAAAGCCGUAGUCGCAUUUGUAAUGACUCAAAGUGCCGCGAUUGAAACGUCCGCCUAUUUUUAUAAAAAGGCGUGCAAGUAGUUUUGAGUCGGUUGCAAACGGUUUGUGCCGUUAGUGCUCUUCCAUGUACCGCGACAGGCUGCUGAAUUUUGGUUGAUUUAGAAUAUCUCGAGGUUCUGAAAGAGAAGUUGGACUGUUUUGGAUAUUUGGUUAAAAUACCGCUUAAGGGACCACUCAAUAUUUAAGGUCUUCGUGAUAGUAUCCAAAAACCCUUUAGGGAUCAUAUAAAUUUUAACCUUCUAAGGAGCAGUAAUUUUUGAAUAAACCGGUUUUUUUUCAACUCCUAUCGCGACCACUCUGACGUUUCUAAGAAGUGAGAAGUUAUAUUUGGAUUGAAUUUUUCCAACUUUUCAGUACGAGACUCUUUGUCGUCUCUAUUUACGAAGCUGAUCCAGGAGCGUGGAAUGGACAUCAAUUUGUGCCGGAAAGUCACCGACAUCUCCUACGACUCGAAUGGUAACAGUUAAAAAUGUUUUAGUACAGUAAUGAGAAUGGAAUCAUUCCUACCCAUUAACUUUCCGCUCAUUUGAUGAAUUGAAUGAUCUUCUCAGGUGUCGUCGUAACCACGAAGAAAACGGACGCCGUCGAGGGAGAAGAAGACGUGGAGAAAUUCGAGGCCGACUUUUGUGUCUGUACUCUUCCGCUGGGUGUUCUGAAGAAGUGAGGAAAUUUUUUUUUAAAAGAAGAAGACUUAUACCAGCGUCAAAACACCAAAACCCUUCUUAAAAAAAGGUCAGUGAAUGAGAGAUCAUCACUAAAAUAUUCGGAGGUCGAUUUUCACCUCAAAGAAAUUUCGACUUGUUUUUCAACCUUAACUUUUUGCAGAAGCGUCAAGUCUGACGUAACUUCCGGAGCUCCAAAUUUCACGCCUCCGAUUCCAGAAAAACUAGCCUCGGUUAUCAGUCGAAUGGGCUAUGGACUCGUCAACAAAGUAAGUUUCAAUCAAACAAACAAAGAAAAUGAUCACAAUUUCAGCUCUUGAUGACUUUUGAGCGCUCUUUCUGGGAUUCCAACGGCAAAUUCUUCUUCGGCAACAUCUCGCCAGUGCUGUUUGUUAUGAAGUCGCUUCCCCACUUUCAUUUUUUGUCCAGAGAGUCCCGCGGCGAGUUUUUCCUGUUCUCUUCGAUCCCGGAGUCCCGCGUUCUCACCGGCUACUUCGUCGGCUCAUCCGCUCAUCUCAGCGUGCCUCAAGACGUGAGUCACUCGGAACAUGUAGCGAAUCCCGAAACAGCAGCUUCAGACCUUGGUCCGGAAGGCGAUGGCGAUUCUCACUGGAAUCUUCGGCGGCGCCGUUCCCAAAGCGGUUCGUUUUACACUUAUGUGGUCACUUUUUGAUCUCGACUCUUCCAGCCCCUCUCCGUUCACGUGACAAGAUGGCAAGACGAUGAGUUCAGUUUCGGCGCCUUCUCCUACUACGGACUGCAGUCGAAUAGUCAGUUAUUUUCUAAAAGGACAGGAGUUUCACUGAGCAGUUAUGAUUUGUUACUAAAUGAAUAUUCUAAAAGUAUUAAGCUGCAAAAAUUCCCAGCUUGGAAAAACAGUUCGAAGGACCUUUUGAAUACUUUGAAGUAUCCGCCAUUAAAAAAAUGAGAAUAUUGGGCUACGGUAUUUCUCUCCUUUUCAAAAAAAAAUUUCAAAAAAAUUCAAAAAACGGAGCUGAAGAGAAAGCUUUGAUGAGCAAAAUAACCCCCAAAUACUUCAGAAUCUUUUUGGUAAAUCCAGAAAUUUUUUCGAAAAGUGCAAAGUUAUUCUACCCGUGAAAGGCUUUUUGAAGGUGUGGGAAACAUUUAAUACAGUUGGGCUCUAGAUAAAUUAACUUUUCUUGAGAAAAUUUGCUUCACGAAUUGAGAUCUCAAACGAAAAAUGUAUAUCAUUAUCACUCGAAAUUCAUAUUUUCAUCUUCACGGCUUGCAAAUUUUUCCUGACUGCCUAAAUAAUUUUAAUUUUCUCGAACAGUUUUUUGAGACAACUAUUUUCAUUAUAAAUUUCAUUCAACUCAAAAAGAGACAAAUUUGCGCAUUCAGAAGAAGACUAUGAUGAGCUGAAGGCGCCUCUGAAGGCGUUCGAUGAAGACGGAAGCUCCUUUUGAACGAGUCUACUUUGCUGGCGAACACACCAGCAAAACCUACACCGGAUCUUUGCAGGUUUGUUCAGAAAAAAUGAGCGGAAAAAAGUUCUCCAUGGAUCAAAAACAAACUUUUUCCCUUUCAAAAAUGGAGUAUAUUUGUUUGAAAACGUUGUUCAGUUAUCAUUCAAUAUUUCCAGGGUGCCUGGAUUUCGGGGGCCCGUGCCGCCGCCACAAUCGCCAACAAAGUUUUCGGCUGUCCGUAUGCCGAUAUCGGCGAUGACGACAUGGUUUGUCACUCAGAAGUUGAUUUUCAAAAAUCAUAGAUGAUAAUCUGGAAAUUUUUCAUCACAACUCAUGAAAACUCAGCGGAUAAAGUUCAACUCAACAUAAUCUGUUUCAACUAGUCGAAUAUUAAUAUAUAUUUUAACCUACUGACCCGCCAAAUUGCUUUCUUUAAAAUUUAAUGAGGGAUAACAAAUUAGCAAGGUUUUUGAGAUUUUUUCGGGAAGAAAAAAAGGAAAAAAAUAGGUGAAUAAAGCUAUAACUUCCUCAUGAACCUCAUGUCCAAAGAAGAAGACAAAUUUUUGAAAAAAAUUUUUUUUUGUUAAAGUCCUGGGUGAUUCAAAGCCUUUGAUGACACCUCAACAAAAAUUUUUAGGGAAGUCUCAAAAUAUGGCUUCCGUACUCCUUUUGAUAUGGUUCAAUUAUCUAUGACCUUGAAAUUGAACGUUUAUAGAUACCUUAUUAUUCUUUUUUUCUUUUUUUUUCAAUAAGUUGAGUAAACAUAAACGCCUUCUCAGUUUUGAAGGAUAUUUUUUUAGAACGAGCAUUUUGGGUUACGUAGUGGGUAGAACUUCUUCAGAAAGAUUUUGAGGAUAUGAAGUUUAAAAAAAUUUUAAAUGACAAAAAAGGAGGCUUGUCUCAUCGAGGUUGAUUGCAGUUUGAUGACGAUUACGAAAUGUACAGAAGAAGACAAUCCCCACCCAACUUUGAUGAGGAAAGAAUGGCCGGAGAACACGAAGAAAUGCCCCAACUCACGCGUCAAGAUCGGUGA